Gloeophyllum trabeum ATCC 11539 is the source of this 730-nucleotide messenger RNA. RefSeq lists its product as uncharacterized. The coding region runs from base 107 to 730 and encodes 207 amino acids. The transcript is spliced from 16 exons. The record is from RefSeq and is a predicted model, not a curated record. Lineage: Eukaryota; Fungi; Basidiomycota; Agaricomycetes; Gloeophyllales; Gloeophyllaceae.
GGCUGACACUGUGGCUUCAUGCUUCGGGGUACAUUCACAAUGGUACUACGCCGUUACGAAAUGCGCAGGCAAUGGAUGCAUCAGAGAUGUCUGGAGUACAUCGGCCAUGACUAUACCUCAGAAUUUCUGCAGUCUCCUCGCGAAAUGCUUCUACGUCUACCGGUUGUGGAUAUUUGGAAGAAAUAAAGUCACGUUAAUACUGCCAAUAUUACUCUUCAGUGCUCUCGGGAUCAGUUACAGUUUUCUCCCCAUAAUGUAUGACAACCACCUCAGCCUCUCCAACCUGGAUCCCUCUUCACCAACAUACCGUUCCCUCCGGUGGCGUUUCCUUUCUUCCACGGUGCUCCUCACCUUUGCGGAUGUCAGCAUCACAAUCGGGAUGUACAUCCUGCUCCGCGCAUCCCGCGAGCGCGCCGUCGGAAGUUCCAAAUCUCUCAUCAAUAAUCUCAUCACCUAUACGAUCGUCACGGGCUUGCUGGCGAUGCUGGUGCAAAUAUUGUACAUCGUUGUGCUCGAAGCAUUUCCGGGAACAUUCCUGUUCCAAGGCGUUUAUUACGUGCUCGGGAAAGUCGAUGUCGCUUGCAUGCUUGCUGCCGUCAAUUGUCGGCAGGCUGUCCAAGCGCGAUUCAACCGAAGCCAGACGUUUCACUCUGAGCCCUCUGAUCAGGUGUAUCUCACCACUGUUAUCGCUCCGCCAGAGACAAUGACUGUGUCGUAUGAAAGCAGAUAG